AUGACAUUUCUUUUAAACCUCCUGCUAAAUAUCUGCAAGAUAUUUUCAAAAAGCCACGAAACAUAUGUUGUGCAGACGUCAGACAAUAAAUUGCACUUUGUUACUUCUACGGUCGAGUCGCACCAGCUUUAUGUUGAUCCGUCUGUCAGAAUUGUUGAGGAUGAUGGAUUGACUCUUCGUGAAAUAGAAGACAGGUUUGCGCUGCAAUUAAAAGAAAACAUGACUGCAGACAGCACAAGCAUGAUUAAAAAAGCAAAUAGAAUUGAUCGAAUUUAUGUCUCGCAGGAUGGAUUUAUUGAUGUUUUUGGUCGUAAAGUUUUUAUCGAUGAAAUUCUGGCUCAUCCAAUGAUCGAGGAGGGAAUGUAUAUCGCAGCGACUCAAGAACAUCAUCCUAGCAUCAUAAACAAGACUGUUGUAAUCAUGGCGGUCACAAGAAUACAUCUGCUCGAUCUUUUCAGUCUUACUUCAAGGGUUUUGAAGGUCAGUCAGGUACUCUAUCUUUACGAAACCUUUAUCAGCAUCCCAAAAAAGGAAAAGGAGAUAUUUUUAAACAAGAAAUGGUGGAAAUUCGACUCCAAAAUUAUUGCCGUGUAUAUUUUGAAGGAAAAGGACGGCUUGAAUUUUAUGCUAAGAGUGUUUAAUAGGUCUGACGUGGCAGUAUACAAGCACAGAAUUCAAAGAAAUUCGUCCAAGAAGCUGCCCAUACUGUUUGUCUGUAGUGUUGUCUUCUCUAUAAUUUUUUAUUUGAAUCGAAAUCUCAGAUUUGAGUCUUGUAUUGUAAAAAACAAGCUGUAUACCGGCAAAUUUAUUAAAAAGGAUUGUCUGAUAUACAAAGUCACUAACUCAUUCUUUAAAGAGCACAAGAGGGUGUACGGAGAUCUAAAGUGUAGCAAUUUGGUCAAUAUACUUAAUGAGACGGAAGGGUGGCUCUAUCCAGUAAUUGUUACCGAAAACACAAUUCAGUUCUCGCCCCCAAACGAUGCCAGUAAAGAGGAGAAUCAAAAUGAAAAAUCAAGCAGCUCAAGCGAGGCAUGCUCUAUUGAAAAUGACAGAAACCUGACAAAUGGACAUAGGGGGAAUAUGUCUAGGGAAGAUAUCCUCAAAGACAGCGACGAAAAUCAAAGCAUGGAAACAUCCAAGACGUAUGCAGGCUACUUUGCCUCGAAAAUCUAUGAUGAAGCCCAGCAGGAGUUCAUUAAAAAAUUCAAAAACGAUCUUUUAAUAGUUGUACAGAGUGUUCGAUAUCUACAUUCUUCUGGAGUCGUUCAUGGGCGUAUUUCCCCCGAGAACAUACGUGUUUCCGAUAACGGCCAAAUUAAGCUCCAAAGUAUGUUUGACAACCAAGGAUGGAGAUCGAUGAAGCAGCUGAGGAAUAUCAAAAAUAAAAACUACAGUCCUGACGAGUCGGAUGACAUGUUUUCUCUUGGAUGUGUUUUGCACUAUUAUCUUACUGGAUAUCAUCCUUUUGAUCUGCGUGACUUCAUUAAGAAAGAGCGGAAGGCAUUUAAAAAAACCAACGAUAGGCUUUCUGACUACGCUCAAAAGAAACUAGGGAAUGAGAUAGACACCAGCUGCAAAAAUGACACAGAGGCGUGCACGCUUUCAGAUACACCCUUAGCUGAGAAUGGCAUUUCAGAAUCCAGGGCAAAGCCGUGCUCUCAAAAUAUACUCUCAAGGUCUAAGUUGUUGAACUGCAUCUUUGGAUUCACUACAUCGGCCAUUUGCUGCUUUAAACUACGUUUUGCUAGAUCGCUCAUUUUGUUGCACAGACCGGCUUUCUAUAUGUGCCGCUCCUUCGUUUCGAGCCUUUCCAACCUAUUUGGAUUUACCCACAAAUACCUCAAUUUUCCAGUGCACACAACAGUAGUCGUUUGCAAAUUUUUGAGUUUCUUCAAAAGCACUUAUAAAGUUAUCUUGACUAUAUGGGGAUGCAUUGUGAAGUUCGUCCGUAAAUUUCCGAGGCUCUUUCUGGAGACUUCUCCUGCUUCUCCUUCCUUGGCCUACCAUAGAGUUCUUUCAGACGAAAUUUCUAAAUAUAUUGAAUAUAAUGUCCUGUACAGCACCUAUAGGAUCAGGCUGGAGGACCAAGUUGAGCACGAUCUCGUGUAUCACUGUAUUAAAUCUCCUCUUACACAGGCAAAGUUCAGGCUUGUCAGCCAUCCAUAUUUCUGGGAUAAUAGCAAAUGUCUGGAAUUCAUAUGCGAUGCCUCUGAUUUUAUUGAAACCAAUUCAAACUUCAAGCCUAGGCUUGAGAGAAGCAGGAAAGUGGUGUUUCUUGGCUCUUGGAUUGACUAUUUAGAUGUCUCUAUGGUCAAGAGUGUAUCUUCUAAGCGCACAUAUGACCACCAGAGUAUCUGUGAUCUGAUAAGAUUUAUUAGGAACUGCCAUAGACACUACCAAGAGCUAAGAAAUGAAGAGCUGUUUGGAACACUUGAGGGUAAGCUGUUCUACUAUCUUUCACAUAAGUUUCCUGAGCUUCUGAUGUUUCUUUAUCGAAACCCAGUUUUCAAAGAUCAGCCUGUGUUAAGAAAAUAUUAUGAAUAA
Molecule: messenger RNA, 2544 nt
Organism: Vittaforma corneae ATCC 50505
Lineage: Eukaryota; Fungi; Microsporidia; Nosematidae
Product: IRE protein kinase
Exons: 1
Coding region: 1-2544 (847 amino acids)
Biological process (GO): mRNA processing; endoplasmic reticulum unfolded protein response
Molecular function (GO): protein serine/threonine kinase activity; RNA endonuclease activity
Source: RefSeq, a predicted model, not a curated record